Tachyglossus aculeatus (Australian echidna) is the source of this 7405-nucleotide messenger RNA. RefSeq names its product nuclear factor of activated T cells 5 (gene NFAT5). The transcript is spliced from 14 exons. NCBI's taxonomy places the organism in Eukaryota, Metazoa, Chordata, Mammalia, Monotremata, Tachyglossidae. Gene Ontology annotation, biological process: cytokine production; regulation of transcription by RNA polymerase II; calcineurin-NFAT signaling cascade. Gene Ontology annotation, molecular function: transcription factor binding; RNA polymerase II cis-regulatory region sequence-specific DNA binding; DNA-binding transcription factor activity, RNA polymerase II-specific. The coding region runs from base 57 to 4691 and encodes 1544 amino acids. Gene Ontology annotation, cellular component: transcription regulator complex. The record is from RefSeq and is a predicted model, not a curated record.
GAGGUGUCGCCCCCGCCGCCGCCGCCGCCGCCGCCCUCGGGCCGGGCCGAGCUGCGAUGCCCUCGGACUUCAUCUCAUUGCUCAGCGCCGACCUCGACCUGGAGUCGCCCAAGUCCCUGUACUCGCGAGAAUCUGUCUAUGAUCUUCUCCCGAAAGAGUUACAGUUACCUCCAUCCAGAGAAACAACUGUAGCAUCCAUGAGUCAAACAAGUGGUGGUGAGGCGGGAUCGCCUCCUCCAGCUGUAGUUGCUGCUGAUGCUUCUUCAGCUCCCUCCUCUUCCUCCAUGGGCGGUGCUUGCAGCUCCUUUACCACCUCUUCCAGCCCUACCAUUUAUUCUACCUCAGUCACGGACAGCAAGGCUAUGCAAGUGGAGAGCUGCUCCUCAGCCGUGGGGGUAAGUAAUCGAGGGGUAAGUGAAAAGCAGUUAACCGGUAACACAGCCCAGCAGCAUCCCUCAACACCGAAGAGACACACAGUCCUCUACAUCGCACCACCACCGGAGGACCUGCUGGAUAACAGUCGGAUGUCCUGCCAGGAUGAAGGGUGUGGAUUGGAAUCUGAGCAGAGCUGCAGUAUGUGGAUGGAGGAUUCCCCCUCCAACUUCAGUAAUAUGAGCACCAGUUCCUACAAUGAUAACACUGAGGUACCGCGUAAAUCUCGCAAACGAAAUCCAAAGCAGAGACCGGGGGUCAAACGACGCGAUUGCGAAGAGUCCAACAUGGAUAUAUUCGAUGCCGACAGUGCCAAAGCACCUCACUAUGUGCUUUCCCAGCUUACUACGGACAGCAAAGGAAACUCAAAAGCAGGAAAUGGAGCAUCUGAAAAUCAGAAAGGAACUGGAGCCAAGAAGAGCCCUAUGCUUUGUGGACAGUAUCCUAUUAAAAGUGAGGGAAAGGAGCUGAAAAUAGUGGUACAGCCGGAGACCCAGCACAGAGCUCGAUACCUGACCGAGGGCAGCCGUGGCUCGGUGAAAGAUAGGACCCAGCAAGGAUUUCCUACUGUAAAGUUGGAAGGCCACAAUGAGCCUGUAGUGUUGCAAGUGUUUGUGGGGAAUGAUUCUGGUCGAGUGAAACCACAUGGGUUCUAUCAAGCCUGCAGGGUAACUGGACGAAAUACAACCCCCUGUAAAGAAGUCGACAUUGAAGGCACUACAGUAAUAGAAGUUGGCCUCGAUCCUAGCAACAACAUGACCCUUGCGGUGGACUGUGUGGGGAUACUGAAAUUGAGGAAUGCUGAUGUUGAAGCUCGAAUAGGAAUCGCUGGAUCCAAGAAAAAAAGCACUCGGGCCAGAUUGGUAUUUCGAGUUAACAUCAUACGAAAAGAUGGCUCAACUUUAACUCUGCAAACACCUUCUUCUCCAAUCCUGUGCACUCAACCAGCAGGAGUGCCAGAAAUCUUAAAGAAAAGCCUGCACAGUUGUUCAGUCAAAGGAGAGGAGGAAGUCUUUUUAAUUGGCAAGAACUUUCUGAAGGGAACUAAAGUCAUCUUUCAAGAGAAUAUUUCUGAUGAAAGCUCAUGGAAAUCAGAAGCUGAAAUAGACAUGGAAUUAUUUCAUCAGAAUCAUCUUAUUGUUAAGGUGCCUCCAUAUCAUGACCAAUAUAUAACCUCACCCGUGUCCGUGGGGAUAUAUGUGGUAACUAAUGCCGGAAGAUCCCAUGAUGUACAACCCUUCACUUACACUCCAGAUUCAGCUGGUUCUCUGAAUGUAAAUGUGAAGAAAGAAGUAUCCAGCCCAGCCCGACCUUGUUCUUUUGAAGAAGCUAUGAAAGUAAUGAAAGCCACUGGUUGUAACCUAGAUAAGGUAAAUAUUCUUUCUAGUGCCUUGAUUCCUCCCACUUCACUCAUGCCGAGCAGCGUGAUUAAGAAUGAAGAUGUUACUCCAAUGGAAGUAACAGCAGAAAAGAGACCUUCUCCUGUCUUUAAGGCAACAAAGGCAGUUGGAUCAACUCAGCAGACGUUAGAAAACAUCUCCAGCAUAUCAGGAAAUGGAUCUUUUUCAUCUCCCGCUUCCCACUUAUCUCCGGACAACGAAAAGCAGCAGCAGAUUCAGCCUAAAGUAUACAACCCAGAGACACUGACAACCAUCCAAACACAGGACAUUUCCCAGCCUGGGACCUUUCCAACCGUUUCUGCUCCCAGCCAGCUGCCGAACAGUGAAGCAUUAUUGCAGCAGGCCACCCAGUUUCAGCCCAGAGAGUCUCAGUCCAGAGAGGUCUUGCAGUCAGAUGGUACCGUGGUUAAUCUGUCCCAGCUGACGGAUGCGUCUCAGCAGCAGCAGCAGCAGUCGCCGCUUCAAGAACAAGCCCAGACCUUACAGCAGCAAAUUUCAUCCAGCAUUUUCUCGUCCCCGAGCAGCGUGAGUCAGUUACAGAGCACCAUCCAGCAGCUGCAAGCCGGAAGCUUUACGACCAGCCCUUCUAGCGGGAGCAGUGGGAACGUCGAUUUGGUCCAGCAAGUCUUGGAGGCCCAACAGCAGUUAUCUUCAGUCCUGUUUUCCACGCCGGAUGGUAACGACACCGUGCAAGAGCAACUCAGUGCCGAGAUUUUUCAGCAAGUCAGUCAGAUUCAGAACAGCGUCAGUCCCGGACUGUUUUCCUCAGCAGAGCCAACUGUCCAUCCUCGACCGGAAAAUUUACUGUCUGGAAGAGCUGAAAGUGUUCAUUCCCAGACUGAGAGCGCAUUAUCCAGUCAACAGCAGCAGCAGCAACAACAACAACAGCAGCAACAGCAACAGCAGCAGCAGCAGCAACAGCAGCAGCAGCAAGCGUUGGAAUCCUCAGCAGCCAUGGUAAUGGAAAUGCAGCAAAGUAUCUGCCAGGCGGCCGCCCAGAUACAGUCCGAGCUCUUCUCGCCCACCGCUUCGGCUAGUGGAAACCUCCAGCAGUCCCCAGUGUACCAGCAAGCGUCUCACAUGAUGAGCGCGCUGUCGACAAACGAAGAUAUACAGAUGCAGUGCGAGCUGUUCUCCUCGUCUCCUGCAGUUUCCGGGAAUGAAGCGUCCGCCUCGACUUCUCAGCAGGUCGCCACCCCCGGCCCUGCCAUGUUUCCCACACCGAGUUCAGGAGAUGGAGAAGAAACCGGAGGCCAGGCGAAACAGAUUCAAAACAAUGUGUUUCAGACCAUGGUUCAGAUGCAACAUAGCGGGGAAAAUCAGGCUCCAGUUAACCUUUUUUCCCCUACAAAAGGCAUGAUGACUGUUCAGAGCGGUGGAUCCCAACAGCAAGGAAACGGACUGUUCCAGCAAGGCGGUGAUAUGAUGUCCCUUCAGUCUGGGAGCUUCUUGCAGCAGUCGUCUCAUACGCAGGCCCAGCUUUUCCAUCCUCAGAAUCCUAUUGGCGAAGCGCAGAACUUGUCGCAGGAAACCCCAGGUUCUAUGUUUCACAGCCCAAACCCCAUUGUCCACAGUCAGACUCCCUCCUCUUCCUCUGAACAGUUGCCGUCUUCGAUGUUCCACAGCCAGAGUCCCAUGGCUGUGCUGCAGGGGUCUUCUGUUCCCCCCGAGCAGCAGCCGGCCAACAUGUUCCUUUCCCAGAGUCCUCUGAGCACCCUUCAGAACAAUCCGGUAUCUCAAGAAGAACAGAUCACGUUUUUUGCAACCCAGAACUCAAUCUCCCCUCUUCAGCCAGCGUCCGGCACCGAGCAACAAACUGCUUUCCCACAGCCGUCUCAGAUACCCCACAUCCAGACCCCGCUGCUCUCUCCAGAACAGGCGCAACCCUCUCAACAGGGCUUGUUUCAAGCUCAGGUAUCAUUAGGCUCCCUUCCCCCAAACUCACUGUCUCAGAACCAGCAAGGUACAAUCUUCCAGGCUCAGCACUCGAUGGUCACCAUUCAGAGUAACUCAGCAUCCCAAGAACAACAGCAGCAGCAACAGCAGCAGCAGCAGCAACAAAAUAUUCUGUUCAGUAAUCAGAACACGAUGGCUACAAUGGCAUCUCAAAAACAACCACCCCAGAACCUGAUAUUCAGUCCAAGUCAAAAUCCGUUGACUAACCAGGAACAGCAGAAUCAGGCCCUGUUUCAUCCUCAGAACAGUAUGCCGCCAAUGAAUCCAGAUCAGCAGCCCAUGCAGUUUCAGAACCAGCCCCCAGUUUCUUCUCUCCAGACCCCAGGGUCCACCCAGUCAGAGCAACAACAGCCGUCUCUGUUCCAUAACUCACCUCAGAUUCAGCUGGUGCAAGGCUCUGCCACCUCUCCAGAGCAACAAGUCACGCUGUUCAUCUCAUCAGCUUCCAUGUCGGCCUUGCAAAACAGUAUCAACCAACAGGACUUGCAGCAACCCCCGCUCUAUCCAUCUCAGAACAACAUGACGGGAAUCCAGGGAGCAACAGCUGCACCGCAACAACAACCAGCUCUGUUUCACAAUACUGGAGGAGGCACAAUGAAUCAACUCCAGAAUUCUCCCGGUUCAACUCAGCAGACUUCAGGAAUGUUCCUGUUUGGCAUUCAGAAUAACUGUAGCCAGCUUUUGGCCCCUGGACCAGCUACAUUGCCAGAUCCCCUGAUGGCAAUAAAUCAACCAGGUCAGCCCCAAAGUGAAGGCCAGCCUCCUGUAUCGACGCUUUUGUCUCAGCAGAUGCCUGAGAAUUCUUCAUUACCGUCAUCUAUCAACUCCAACCAAAAUAUUGAAAAGAUCGAUUUGCUUGUCUCAUUGCAAAAUCAGGGGAACAGUAUGACUGGCUCAUUUUAACUGGAAAUUCCAUCAAGAAAAAUCUGACUUCCAAGAUGCCCUUAAACCUGGUGUUCCAGCAUGGAUUAGGGUAUAUGGAACUGUCGCUGUUCUUUGUUUUUUAUUUUUUAAUGUAGAGAAAAUGUAACUGUAUUUGAGCAAAUGUGUAGAUUUCACCCUGUCUGCGAAAGAGUACAUCUUAUAUGCUGCCGGUGCAGUGACUAGUAACCAAUGUUAUCAUCAUUGCAAUACUUCAGGCUCUUGAUCACAGUAAUGACUAAAAAUCUGUGCUUUGUAUUUCCAGUUGGUGGAAUUAGGCAUCGCUACUUCCCUAUCACGUGUGGGGUUGGAAUUCAAAACCAGGCUCCUCGGUUGUUAUUGUCAUUAGAAAAUAACCUUCGUUGCCCUGUUUCCCUCUGUCCUUUCAUCGUUUUUAUUUCCCUCCGUCCCUUCAGUCAAGUAGAGUGGCUUACAAUUUGCAGUUUUCAGUAGAAAAAGCCCAGUUGUUGACCAACUGGAGUGAAGGAAUCACGUUUUCGGUUUUUAUAAAUCAGCUGAAGAGCUGUCACUGGCAAGUGCACUGUAGUAAAAACUCUAUGCAGAGAAGACUACUCUACAUAUUUUAACCAAAAAGCAAAUACUCUGCUACAGCACUGGGAAGAGCUUGGAGUGCUGUGGAGUUCCAGUUCCAGAAAGUUGUUAACAGUUUUCUAAGUAUUUGUAUUAAGGUGUUUAGAUAUGAUUGUGCGUAGAGUAGUAAUUACCUUGCUCAUCAGAGAUGAAGAGGAUGAUUUAGGGUAAAUUAUAUCCUAGGAUCUUUUAAUGAAGUUUGAACUGAAGGAAAAGUUUGAGUGGCUGAGUUUUCAAGCCCUUUGUGUCUCUUACCUAGAAUCCGCAGGUGAGAACCUGUUCCUCGCUACCCAGUCUCCACCCCAACAUUCCCUUUUAUAGUCACGCUUUUCUUCCUCUUGCUCAUUUAGUUGCAGGCAUCUAAUACACUAUUGGCUUUAGGAACCUGAGGCGGUUUAGAGGGAACAAGAGCACUUGAAUUCCCGGUGACUGAUUUUGUCCAACCCUGCAGCCCACAGAACAGAAAGAGCCCUUUCAGAGAUGUGGGGGGAGGCAGUUUGACUCCAGAGAAGCAAUCCAUUUUUUUUCUUUCCACGAACGGUGCUCUUCUAUAGUCUUCAAACGUUCCCUCAGAUUUUGGGAAACAGUGACGUUUUUCAUAAAUGCCAGGAUUUCUUAAAAUGCCUGCUCUCCCCGAGCUGCAAGUGACUAUCAUCUGUCUGGUCACCUCAGUGCUUUACGGUUUCGAGUGGUCACUUUUACUGAGAGUUCCUUCAAGCCUUAGGCUGUACCAGGUCAUUAUCGUUCACUUACAAUGAAGAAUUUGCUCAGAUAUGCGUUAGCUCCAAAAAAAGCAAAAUAACACACUCCAGGACUUGCAGUUGUAGCGUUAAAGUUACAGGCUUUUGGGUGCUGCAACCGACUUCUUGCUACAACCUCUGGUCUGGACAUGUGCUUAGACCUUAUUCUCCUUUUGGCAUGUAGAAAGCUAUUAAUGCUGUUUAGAACCAGACUAUUGUGUACGGCUUUUUAUGCCUUGAUAUACUGUUUCUGGUAUUCUUGUCUAUUUCAUUUUAUUUUUAUUGUUUAAGUACAGAGGAAUAGCCUGUAAAUUGUUAUAAAGUUGUUCUUUUCUGUUCAUUGUUUUUCUAACUUGUACGCCUAGCUGCAUUGUGUAAGAUUGUGGUGUGGUUGGUUUUGUUUUUAUAACCAGAUAUUUUUUUUCCCCUAUUUGUGAUAGUCUCUCCCUGUUCUUUGUAUGUUCUCUUCCUCUUCCUUGUCAUUUUUUCUUGGUUUCCAAUUUCUCUCUCUCUCUCUCUCUCUCUCUCUCCCUCUCCCUUUCGCUCUCUCCUUUUCUCUCCCUCCUUUUCUUUCUCUCUCUGAUUGAGAGGCAUUGAAUUACGUUUUCAGUAGUACAGGCUUCUUGCCGAUAUGAAGGGAACUUUUCAGAAAGAGACCUGCUCUGGGUCAUUUAAUUUUGAAUACAGUUUUCAAUCGUUCAAGUUUUGGAUGGUUUAUAUCUAAUGUGUGUUUCAUUUUUUUGGAAAGCUAUAUUUUGUAUUUAGGAAAUGGUAUACUAUUUUGCUAUUUGUACUGAGUGAGUACAUUGGCAUAAAUAUAAAAAAAAUUUAUAUAUAUACAUAUAUAUAUAUAAAAUAUUCUUUUUUGCCACACAUUUUGUGGUAAAUUUGUGAGUUUGUCUGAUGUUCUACCACAACGUGGCGUCCGAUAACAGUGAGGGGGGUUUUGUUAUGUCUUUAUUAAGUAUUUAAGUACUUUUUGCAUCAUAAAUGACUUGUUCAUCUGUGGCCAUUCCAUCAGGCAGUGCGUUGUUCUAGUGGGCUAAAAAAACAGCUUAAUUGUGUGCUUGCUGUGUCCGUUACUCAGCAACUUACUGCAGUAAGGAAACCCAUUUAGGCAGUUUUGUCCAAAGGAGUUCCGUCAGAAUGAACCAUUCAGCUUUUUGCUCCCUAUGUAUUUAAUAUUUUAUUAUUAUUAAUUGGCUCUGUCUGUUCAAUGCCUUUUAUUUAUAAAUACACUAAAAUCGUAUUUACAAUUUUAGUAAUUAAGAGCAUUUUCCCUACCAUGCAAUAAUGUCCAGAGCUACUUUUUAAAUUGUCUGCACAGAAAACAUUUUAUUUUUUUCUUCCUCAUUUUCUUCACAG